AUGGUACAUAGCCCGUCCACCGCAUUACGCGUUGCGGUCCUCUACCAAGCAUGCGACCCUCCAGAGGUCAACGGUGUUCGCAAACCCAAGAAACCCGGGGGAUAUCAAGACUCAGGGGCCGACAUCGCUUACGUCCUUGCAUCCAGAAAGGAUGUCCAUGUCAUUGUUGCAGAGAGGAAUCCUGACCCAAAGCGAGAUGGAGGCUGGUGCUAUCCUGACACAGAGGCAGGCAUCCUGUCCGCCAUCGAGCGAGGCGCCAACAUUUUAUGGGCGAACACGAUUCUAUUUGCCUCGCACCCUCUGCAGACCUCGUCAGCUCUUGACAAGUAUGCUGCUGAGAUGAAAGUCGUGGGUCAACCCCCGCGAUUCGUCCAACAAUACGACGACAAGAACUAUGUCAACAAUCUCCUCCGCAAGCAUGGCGGCUUCACCGUGCCUCGCUCAUGGACCUUGGACUCCACAUCAUCGCUCAGCCUUGAAACCUUGCCAUACCCAAUCGUUGCCAAACCGAUUCGUGGCCGAGGGAGUCACGGCGUCAAGGUGUGCCGCAACUCAUCAGAUCUCUCUGCGCAUUUAUCAGUCUUGUUCAAGGAAAGCCCAAUCGCCAUGGCUGAAGAGUAUCUCUCUGGCCAGGAAGCGACCAUCACGGUCAUGCCGCCAUCCGAGGACCGUGAAGGUUAUUACGCACUGCCACUCGUCGUGCGCUUCAACCACCAAGACGGUAUCGCACCGUACAACGGCGUCGUAGCUGUGACAGCCAAUUCAAAAGCCCUGACACCGCACGAGGCAGCUGCAAAUCCACGGUAUCAAGAGAUCAGCAAGGAAUGCGAAGAGGUGGCUCGCUUGCUGCGGGUGACGGCGCCGAUAAGAAUCGACGUCAGGCAGCUCACAGAGGCAACGGAUUCCCAGUUCGCAAUCUUCGACGUCAAUAUGAAACCCAACAUGACCGGUCCAGGCCGACCGGGCCGCGAAGAUCAGGCAAGUUUGACGGCCAUGGCUGCCAGCGCGCUGGGAUGGGACUACCCGGAGCUGUUGGUAAAGAUGCUGAAGUCUGCUCGAACGUUGCAAGAUCUGAGGCAGAUGGAUGUCUAA
Fonsecaea multimorphosa CBS 102226 is the source of this 1092-nucleotide messenger RNA. RefSeq lists its product as uncharacterized. Gene Ontology annotation, biological process: peptidoglycan biosynthetic process. The record is from RefSeq and is a predicted model, not a curated record. NCBI's taxonomy places the organism in Eukaryota, Fungi, Ascomycota, Eurotiomycetes, Chaetothyriales, Herpotrichiellaceae. The transcript has a single exon. Bases 1 to 1092 code for a protein of 363 amino acids. Gene Ontology annotation, molecular function: D-alanine-D-alanine ligase activity; ATP binding; metal ion binding.